AUGGCGACCUACUCUGCCUUUUUCUCGUCUGGUCUUCUUGCUCCUGGGAUCACUAGACCAUCUAGCCCAGUCGAUCCAGUCGACCGGGAAUCCUUACAGCCACCGAUUACACCAACCACACCACACGCGAAGCCUGUCGCGGCGAACGCGGGUGGUGAACGUCCCCACAUGCGCAGGCGGCGCUCAAGCAUUAAUAUCGCUGCCAGUCCAAUGGCUGCUAUUAAGUCCCCCAGCCGAAAUGCCACCAGUGCAUUCCAACGGGCUGGCAUCAUGUCUCCUACACGCAGCCGCGCUGGAAGUGUGAACGAGGCAUCUGAGAACAAUUCUCUCUUUGGGAGAAUGAGAAGUGGAAGUGUCACUGUAAUGCAAUCUGUUCGGACGCGUCGCGUCGUUCGUCGCACAGUUCCUACUGCCCCUCCACCGAGCGUGCCACUCCCAGCAGUCCCUCCGCCAUCUCCAACAUCCAAAUGUUCAGGUGGACUUCUUCCUCCACCGACAAUCCACCUUCCGAUCCCACGCCAACCACUCUCGAUUCGCGGCGCUGGGUCAUGGACAGAUAAUACAUAUUCCACAUUACCCUCUCCCACCCUUCUUUCGCCGACGUUGCUCAGUCCGGAUUGCCCUCCAAAAUUGCCAUCGAGGAUGAUGCCUUCUCGCGCAUCCAGCCCUGCCAUCCCGGACCACGCCCAAUACUUUGAUGGUUCUAUCGACAUAGACAUAGACAUGAAAGAGCAUUAG
Messenger RNA from Pisolithus orientalis, 738 nucleotides. RefSeq lists its product as uncharacterized. Lineage: Eukaryota; Fungi; Basidiomycota; Agaricomycetes; Boletales; Pisolithaceae. The coding region runs from base 1 to 738 and encodes 245 amino acids. The transcript is spliced from 2 exons. The record is from RefSeq and is a predicted model, not a curated record.